Diospyros lotus (date-plum) is the source of this 2750-nucleotide messenger RNA. Its product is annotated as ubinuclein-1-like. The coding region runs from base 213 to 2510 and encodes 765 amino acids. The record is from RefSeq and is a predicted model, not a curated record. The transcript is spliced from 13 exons. NCBI's taxonomy places the organism in Eukaryota, Viridiplantae, Streptophyta, Magnoliopsida, Ericales, Ebenaceae. Gene Ontology annotation, cellular component: nucleus.
UCAAGAUUUUACGGGGAAAAAGAGAAGAAAAGAAAAUCGGUUAGGAAUGGGAAAAGCCACCGAAGGGAAGCAGAGGCCGAGCGAAAAAGGAUUCAAGGCAUUUCGGUCCUUCAGAAUCCCGCGCGUCUCAUAGGGGAUCCAGAGCCCCAAGCCACUACUCUCUUCCCCUGUCUGUCUCAGGGCCUGGCUGCCUCAAUUUAGCUGAAAUACCGAUGCCGAUAGAGGAAGAUAAGGGGCGCGGCGGCGGCGGUAGCGGCAGCGAGGCGGCGAGGGCUUCGUCGUCUUUUGCCUCAGUCGGUGGCCGGCAGAGGUUCACUGUGGAGCUCAGGCCGGGGGAAACUACUAUUGUCUCGUGGAAGAAGCUCGUGAAGGACCCUAGUAAGGUCAGUGGACCGGUCUCGGCCCCUGAACCGCCGGCCAAUGCUCACCCUGCCCUUGAGUCUCGCUUAGCACCGGGACAACCUGUUCAAAAUGACGCAGCUGAUGCCCCUCCUGCAAGUCGUUUUAGUGCUGUUAUUGAAAAAAUAGAACGCUUGUACAUGGGUAAGCAUAGUAGCGAUGAGGAAGAUCUUAAUGAUGUUCCUGAUGAUGAUGAAUAUGACACAGAAGAUUCUUUCAUAGAUGAUGCAGAACUGGAUGAAUACUUUCAGGUUGAUAACUCAGCAAUAAAACAUGACGGGUUCUUUGUUAAUCGUGGGAAAUUGGAAAGGAUAGUUGAACCUACUUCAUUAACUAACCAACAGCCGAAGAAAAGAAGAAGGAAAGAUUUAGGAAAAGGCCAGGGUGAGGGUGAUGAUGGACAUGUACCAAAUAAACAUGUAAAAGUGGCAAAAAAGGCUGCUGGAAAUUUGUUGCCAUUGGGUGGGAAGAAUAUCACUGGUUCUUCUCAUGUUGUGGCACUACCUAGCAUGCAUCAAGAGGAUGCAAAGUUUCAGAAUCAAAUGAAUCCAUCUGUAGUUUGUGCUAAAAGAAAAUCUUCUGAAACUAAAACUUCAUUGGAUCCAUCUCCUACUUCCAAAGUUUCAAGUGGUAAUGCCUCUUUGUCUCUACCAGAGGAAACUGAUAUUGACAAGCAGAAGUCGGGAAUAUCCUCUUCUAAUUACCAGGGUAACAAAACGAAGGAUGGAGGUGAAGUGUUUGAAGCUUCUGUACAAAGUUCCCAUGACAAAAGUUCUUACGCACUAUGCAAAUCUGAGUCUGGGAAGCUGGGACUUAAUGUUAAUGUGUUAGAUCAAUCAGUUCAGCAUAGAGAAAAAGAUGGCAAUCCUGAAAGGCUUGACCUCAAUAUUUCCGAUGGAAAGCAUUCCAUGCAAACUAAAAUCACGCAGAAAGCUCCACUUGUACAGAGAAAGGAAGGUUCCAGUGUCAGGCCGAAAAGUACAAUGCUUGAGAAGGCCAUUAGGGAGUUAGAGAAGAUGGUUGCAGAAUCAAGACCAUCAACCAUGGAAGUUCAGGAAGCUGAUAUAUCAUCUCAGGCAGUGAAGAGGAGGUUGCCACGUGAAGUGAAGCAGAAGCUUGCAAAAGUUGCUAGACUAGCGCAGGCAAGCCAUGGAAAAAUAUCCAAGGAGCUGGUUAAUCGUCUUAUGAGUAUUGUUGGUCACUUGGUACAGCUGAGAACACUGAAGAGAAAUCUACAAGUCAUGGUUAAUAUGGGCUUGUCAGCCAAAAAGGAAAAAGAUGACAGAUUUCAGCAUAUGAAAAAGGAAGUUGCUGAGCUGAUUAGAAUGCGUAUACCCUAUAUAAAGUCCAAGGCACUUGAACAACAAGCUGGAUCAUCUGAUGAUUUCCAGGAAAUUGGCAAUGGUGAGAAAGAAGUCAUUAAAAGAAAAUAUAGCAUGGAUGACACAUUGGAGGACAGGAUUUGUGAUCUUUAUGACCUCUAUAUCGAAGGGCUGGAUGAAGAUGCAGGUCCUCUGGUGAGAAAACUAUAUGCAGAGCUUGCACAACUGUGGCCGGAUGGCUUUAUGGACAACCAUGGGAUCAAACGUGCUAUAUGUAGGGCAAAAGAUAGGAAGAGAGCAUUAUACAGCCGACAUAAGGAUCAGGAGAAACUCAAACGGAGGAAGUUGGUUCCAAGGACGGAGGAGACUGUUCGAGUUGAGACUAGCUCUGUUGCUCAGCCACAACACAAGCAAGAGAAAAUGAUUGUAGAUUCUACUAAUCAUAGUUUAGCUUCCCUCAGCAGCCCAGCCUCAAAUGCAGCAACAGCAAGCAGUCGGAUGCCUGCUAAUAUAGUGAACGGGCCCAACCUGGACAGGCCAAAACAAGAAAAAGGUUCAAGCAAUCCCAUUGAGAUGAGGACUGGUGACGGAUUGACAAAGAAGAAGGUGAAGAAGAAGCCAGAAUUGGAGUCGGGUGAAGCUCACAUCCGUUCGGAGAAGUCAGCUUCCGGACUGGGGGAGGAAAGACACAAGUCCCAUAAACUGGCUCCGGCUCUACUUCAAAAAUCGAGCUUUCCCAUGGCUUCUGCUGCUACUACUCCUUCUCGGAACUCUGAACAGCCUAUCUGACACAUGGCAAUAGGUCGACUAGGAGGAUCGCACAUGACACACAUCAUUGUGGUGGGUCUGUUUCUUCUCUGCGACUCCAUUCUUGUGGCUUUUUUUUGUUUUGUUUUUAGUCGGGUUAUUAGAUGAUGAUAAUGAUGUCAGGAUCUUGGAUUCAUUAGGGUUGCACUGGUCUCUGUAAUUUCUGUUUGCUAUGUGUACUCCAUUCUAUCUCGCCCUCCAAUAUAAUUAGGUUUCUGGGUA